Messenger RNA from Sodiomyces alkalinus F11, 1479 nucleotides. RefSeq lists its product as hypothetical. The transcript has 2 exons. The record is from RefSeq and is a predicted model, not a curated record. Bases 146 to 1255 code for a protein of 369 amino acids. NCBI's taxonomy places the organism in Eukaryota, Fungi, Ascomycota, Sordariomycetes, Glomerellales, Plectosphaerellaceae.
CCUCCACAUGAAAUGGCUAACCAAAAGCAUCCGACCUGCCGAAAGUUAACAAACGACGGCGGCACCCAACGCAUCCACAACGCUUCUAGCUGACUCUUUUAGGGGCCCUUUUACGGAAUAUUUAGGGAGGGGGGCAACCGAAACCAUGUACAGCUAUGGCCUCGAACCGCCCACUUACCAAGUCACCUCCCAUCGCGGGCAGCACGGGUCCACUCGUUCUCUGGCCUCCGAGUCGACGCCCUUGACCUUACGGCACCAGAGGCGUCGCUCGUUGCUGCGCCACCGUCACUCCCACCAUCACCAGUCGACACAUCACCGACGAGAGUGGCCGCAUGAUGAUAGGGCACCGGCAUCGUCGGGCGCGGCGGUACAGCCAGGAAGACACUCACUCGACGUGACGCGAUCGGAGUUGGGAUCCCGAUACCUGAAUUUCAGUCCGCACACGGGUGGAAGGAACAACAAGCCUUCGUUUGGAAUCGGGAGCUCGAAGCGAAAGGGGAACGAGAGUACGCUUCUCAGCCCUCCCGGUCAUAUCGCCAUGUCUCGCAACUCGGAGGAGGCACUACGGGUCGAGAAGGACAAGGCUGCCGCGCGGAUUACAGGCCUGGGCAAGUCCCUAGCCGACCUCAGCACGUUUUCCAACCACACGACGAGACGACUGGACGAGGCACACUACGCAGCACUCGAGAAGACGAGCGUGCUCCAAAGCACCAUCACGGCGAUGAAAGACCUGGCCAUCCUAUCCCGGGCCCUCCAGAACGACUUUGAGAAGGAGUCGGGCGAGAUGGUGCACGAGGUGCAGGGCCAGCUGGAAGCACUCGGGGGGUUCGAGGAGCAGGAGAAGAGGAUCUUGGAGCUCCAGGACCGGAUCCAGGCCGGGCGGACCAAGAUCCACGGGCUCAGCGAGCGGGUGGACGUGGUGCGGCGCAGGGUCGAGGGUUGGGAGAAGGCGGACCUGGAGUGGCGGCAGAGAACGCGCAAGAGGCUCCGGAACGUGUGGAUCGUCAUAUCCGUCGUGGUUGCGGCGAUCGUCUUGCUUCUUGUCGGGGCGAGAUACGUACCUCCCGGGAUGGAGAUGCCGGGUUUGGGUGUGCAGGAUGCGGCGCUGGGCGAGUACGUCGGCGAGGGGAACCAGUCACGCCUACUUGAUCUUGAUGGGAUUGAUGGGCAUGUCGAAGAGAGACCUGGAUUGCCAUUGUGGAAGGAGAGGGGAGCAGAGGGUGAAGAUAGACUGCGCUUCUUGGAUGAACUAUGAGGGUGAUCCCAUUUCCUGCAACGAUCGGUGCGGGCGACGUCUUUCAUGCCGAGGAGGGAAUGUGGACGGAUAGCUUAGGUACAUAGCGCUGAUACCCCCUUGUUUGAACUAAGGUACUGUGUUUAUUUGCAGUGCUCGGGAUCCGGCUUAGUGCAGGUCUUCGUGUAAGCGGGCAAGGAGCCUUCGCGAUACUCUCUACGACAUCCAUGUUACUUGGGGUUCUU